This is a messenger RNA of Electrophorus electricus (electric eel), 2640 nucleotides long. RefSeq names its product alpha-1,3-mannosyl-glycoprotein 4-beta-N-acetylglucosaminyltransferase B (gene mgat4b). Gene Ontology annotation, cellular component: endoplasmic reticulum; endoplasmic reticulum-Golgi intermediate compartment; Golgi stack. Lineage: Eukaryota; Metazoa; Chordata; Actinopteri; Gymnotiformes; Gymnotidae. The record is from RefSeq and is a predicted model, not a curated record. Gene Ontology annotation, molecular function: acetylglucosaminyltransferase activity. Gene Ontology annotation, biological process: protein N-linked glycosylation.
GUCUCACAUCCUUCUUUCUUUACACAACCAGUCGCAGACAAACCGUGAACAAAAAAAGAGCCUUCCCCUUUCGGCGUCUCCCCUCCCGCCGCCACCCGCGCAGCCUGCGCGAUGAGCGCUCCGCGCCAUAACAAACAUUGCCUCGCUUGCCAGCGCACACAGACUUGAAGCGUUCCUCGCGCUGUACAAACGCACCCGAGCACAGCUUAACAGCUACGCCGCGUUCGGUUCGGACAUGAUACCGGUGCGCAUCCGGAGAUGAGGCUCAGAAAUGGCACCUUCCUAACAAUCUUAUUGUUCGGACUAUGCGGACUUAUAUCCUUGUCUUGGUACACCGCAUUCAGCAAUUCCAAAGGUAAUGUGGUUGAUAUCUACCAGAGGGAGUUCCUGGCCCUGAGAGAUCGUCUACACUCUGCCGAGCAGGAAAACCUGAAACGCUCCAAAGAGCUCAACCUGGUGCUGGACGAGAUCAAGCGAGCCAUCGCUGAGAAGCAAGCACUGCGUGACAUCAACCGCACGUGGAGCAGCCUGUCAGAUGAGACCAAGCUGAAGCUCUGGAACGUCACCAGCAGCAAGAAUGUGCUGCAGCCACCCAGCAUCUUCCACCACCUACCCCAUCUUCUGGCCAAGGAGGACAGCCUGCAGCCAGCCGUGCACGUCGGCCAGGGCCGCACCGGAGUGUCGAUAGUGAUGGGUGUGCCCAGCGUGAAGAGGGAGGUACAUUCCUAUUUGACAGACACGCUGAGUUCGCUGAUGUCAGAGUUGAGCCCUGCUGAGAAAGAGGACUGCGUCAUUGUGGUCUUCAUUGCUGAGACGGACCAGCAAUAUGCCAACAGCGUUGCUGACAGCCUUAAGCGCCUAUUUCCAGGGGAGAUCCAGUCAGGCCUGUUAGAGAUCAUCUCCCCAUCAGUUCAUUUUUACCCAGACUUCUCCCAUCUCAAAGAGUCGUUUGGUGACCCAAAAGAACGCGUCAGAUGGCGAACAAAACAGAACUUAGACUACUGUUUCCUGAUGAUGUAUGCCCAAUCUAAAGGGACCUACUAUGUACAGCUAGAGGAUGAUAUUGUCGCUCGACCAAAUUACUUCACCACAAUGAAGAACUUUGCUCUCCAGCAGCCGUCAGAAGAGUGGAUGAUUCUAGAAUUCUCCCAGCUGGGCUUCAUCGGUAAGAUGUUCAAGUCCCUGGACCUGUCUCUGAUAGUGGAAUUUAUGCUAAUGUUCUACAAGGAUAAGCCCAUUGAUUGGCUGCUGGACCACAUCAUGUGGGUGAAAGUGUGCAACCCAGAGAAGGAUGCGAAACAUUGCGAUAGGCAGAAAGCAAACCUUCGCAUUCGCUUCAAGCCUUCUCUCUUCCAGCAUGUGGGAACCCACUCCUCUCUUGCUGGAAAGAUCCAGAAGCUCAAGGACAAAGACUUCGGCAAGCAGACUCUGCAUAAGGGCCAUGCUAACCCGUUAGCAGAGGUCACCACUAGCCUGAAGACAUAUCAGCACUUCACUUUGGAGAAAGCCUACCUGGGCGAGGACUUCUUCUGGGCGUUCACACCCGUGGCUGGAGACUUCAUCCGCAUUCGCUUCUUUACGCCCGUCCGCAUAGAGAGGUAUUUCUUCCGCAGUGGGAACAUCGAGCACCCUGGAGACAAGCUCUUCAACACCACAGUAGAGGUGCUGCCUUUUGAUAACAUCCAGUCCGAAAAAGAAGCCUUGAAGGAGGAAAGAGAGCGGACCCCUAAGUACCAUCGCACGGAGGACGGCUUCAGCAGAAUAGGAAACUUCCAGAACGGGAUUGCGGAGGGCGAGGUGGACCCCUCGUUUGGGCCGUUGGAGGCCAUGCGACUCUCCGUACUGACGGACUCUCCCGUGUGGGUCAUUCUCAGCGAGAUUUUCAUCAAGAAAGCAGAGUGAAAGAUGCCUACCACAAUACCUCACGAUUUCAUUGGGCCUUUCGAUGCAGGACGGGGUCUUCGCAGCGCCUCAACCUGAGCGUCGGCUAUAAGUUUCUUAAACUUGGUCCAAUAGCGCCACCUGCUGGCGGCAGGCUACCGAUAUAGCAGGGUAAAAGUAGAGAAGGCCAGUGAUUCUGAAAAGCCGGGCAGAGAGGAAGCAAAUGUGCACGCACUACCCCAGCUGGCGACGAACUGACGAGGCUGUAAUUUGUAAACUGUAUUCAUGUGUACAUACUCUAAAGGUUCAUUGAUUUGUAAUUACACUGGUAUAUUGUCAACAGGGCUCGCUGGGUGGUCUUGCCCUUUCGACAGUAAAAAUGUUUGACAUUUAAAAAUGCUGCUUUUGGAUUGGAAGACAAUGAAUAACCUGUUGAAGAUAUGAUUUACAAGGUUGAGUUUGUAUCAUUGGCUAGUGGACAAAUGAUUAUAAGUGAGAGGUUUGCUGUUCCAAACUGUAUGUAUUUCUUAUCAUGCAUACACAAAGAAUGCCCACGUACACGAUGGUAAUAAAUCUGUGUGUGCAGACAUUUAGUGAAUGCACCAGUGUCGUUCAGAAAGAUUAUAGCUAUGGAAGCUAUAAAAGAAAAUGUUUAAACGGCACACAUUUUACCUUAAAUUUCAGAAGGGACUAUGUCCCCUUACAAGAACCAACAACCAACAGAAGCAGAUCGUCAGGAGCAUUUAUACUCCUGAUUAC